This is a messenger RNA of Zingiber officinale, 3185 nucleotides long. RefSeq names its product probable RNA helicase SDE3. Bases 180 to 2951 code for a protein of 923 amino acids. The record is from RefSeq and is a predicted model, not a curated record. The transcript is spliced from 5 exons. Gene Ontology annotation, molecular function: 5'-3' RNA helicase activity; RNA binding. NCBI's taxonomy places the organism in Eukaryota, Viridiplantae, Streptophyta, Magnoliopsida, Zingiberales, Zingiberaceae.
UUGUAUACUCAGGAAUUAUGCUUGCUCUUUCUUUCUUCCUCUCUGGCUCCCGCACUAGAGGAACAGCCUGCUCGAUUUCAUCACCAAAUCCCUACUUCGAAGAAGCCUUUCAUUCGAGUCCAGGUUGAGGUGGAUGUCUUUUGUAGGAUUGGAGUCUGGGCAGUAAGGGCUAACUCAUAAUGAGCACAUUUGGCGAGAAUGAUUGCGAAGAUCAGUACUCUGAAAUUGGAGAAAAGCCUGAGAUAGGUUUUAUGGAUUUUGAAGAUGAUAAGUCCUUUCACAAUUUUGAUCCAUUGGAAGGUCCUGUUGUUAUUACUGCCCCUUUCCCCUUAGUCCAUGGGAAACCUCAGUCUGUCCUGAUUGGAGAAACAUCGGCAGCAUCAAUUGAUAUCAGAAACACCACCAGUGAUCCGGUAGUGCUCUGGAGCAUCCGGAUCUUCUCGUCUAAUCCAGAGGACAGUUUUGUUCUAUCAAUGAUGAAGCCUCCAUCUGACAAUGCUACAGAGGAAGAAAGGCAAAACUUUGUGGGUGAUUAUAAUUUGGAAGAUAGGGUGCUUCAGCCAGGGCAAACCCUCAAAGUUUGGCUUUCAUGCAAGCCAAAAGAGAUUGGGCUACAUAGUUCUGUUAUUCAUUUCGAUCUGCAAGAUGAGAAAAUCGAACGUGUUGCUUUUCUGAUUGCAGAUGAUAACAUUUCACGGGAUUUAUUUUCCAACAAGCCUUACAAAGCAAAUUCUAGGAGGAAAAUGUUUGAACAUACACAGUAUGUAGCAGGACCUCGCCCAUCUCGGCCAAACAGUCAAAUGUACAGAUACAUUCUUCCUCAAUUUAAUAUUCCCCGGGAUCUACGCGAAAUGAUUGAAAAUAAACAGGUUCCUGAUGUCAUUAUAGAAGGCUUAAAUGAUGGAAACUAUGCAAAAUUUUUUAGCGCCCUACUAGUCAUGGAGGAAAUUAAUCUUGAGCAAGAGAUGCGGGGGUACGACAUGGUGGGUGCAACUAUGAAAAGAAAGGGAAACUACUUUUUGUGUCUAGAGGUACCUGGAUUGGCCGAGAAAAGGCCGUCGCUGGUUUCUGGGGACCAUGUGUUGGCACAGCUAGCAACAGAUGAUGCACAUGAUAGACAAUCUUAUCAGGGUUUCAUUCACAGAGUGGAGGCAGAUGAAAUAUACCUGAGAUUCGAUAAUGUUUUUCACCACCGCCACCAAGAAGGUGACAUUUAUAAUGUCAGCUUCACGUACAAUAGAGUGUGCAUGAGAAGGUUGUACCAAGCAGCCCACGCGGCAGAAAGCUUAGGUGCAGAGCUUCUCUUUCCAGCGCAGACACCUCAGAGAAGAGCUAUCAAAAGAUCUUUUCAACCAAUAAAUCCAAAUCUGAACAGGGAGCAGGCCUGUGCGGUUGAAAUGAUACUUGGCUGCAAAGGUUUUCCCCCUUAUGUAAUUUAUGGGCCUCCAGGGACUGGCAAGACUGUUACACUUGUUGAAACUAUAUUGCAGCUCUACAAAACCCAGAAAAGAGCUAGGAUCGUUGUGUGUGCUUCAUCUAAUAGUGCUGCCGAUCAUAUUCUUGAAAAACUCUUGGAUAGAGACGGAACUGGUGUUCGGACAAAUGAGAUGUUUCGAUUGAACGCAACCAGCCGAGCAUAUGAGGAUGUGAAGCCUGAUUUUCUUCGCUUUUGCUUCUUUGACGAGAUGGUUUUCAAAUGCCCCCCUCUGAGAGCCUUGCUAAAGUACAAGAUCAUCAUAUCAACCUACAUGAGUGCAUCGCUACUAUAUACUGAAGGCAUUCGUAGAGGGCAUUUCUCCCACAUCAUAUUGGAUGAAGCAGGUCAAGCAUCUGAACCUGAAGCCAUGAUUCCAAUCUCAAACUUGAGUAUCAAGGACACUGUCAUCGUGCUUGCUGGAGAUCCUAAGCAAUUGGGACCUGUCAUUUAUUCAAGACAAGCUGAGAAUUAUGGUUUGGGAAAAUCAUUCUUGGAUAGGCUUUUCGAGCACAAGUAUUAUGGAGGCACUGACGAGAACUAUGUCAUAAAACUGGUUAGAAACUAUCGUUGUCAUCCGGCUAUCUUGGAUCUUCCUUCAAGGCUUUUCUACAAUGGCGAGUUGAUUGCUUCUAGAGAGGAUACAAUCUCAACAAUGUAUGACUAUAUGGACCUUCCGAACAAGUCCUUCCCUGUCCUUUUCAUUGGAAUUCAAGGAUGUGAUGAAAGGGAGGGUAGUAAUCCAUCAUGGUUUAAUAGAAUUGAAGCCAGUAAAGUGGUUGAGAUCAUCAGAAAAUUGAGGAGGAAUACUGAUCUGUGCGAGGAUGAUAUUGGAGUGAUCACUCCAUACCGCCAACAAGUUCUCAAGUUAAAGAAAGCACUCGAGUCUCUGGAGAUGCCAGAACUGCAAGUUGGUAGCGUGGAGCAAUUUCAAGGGCAAGAGAGGGAGGUUAUAAUUAUAUCUACAGUGAGGUCCACUAUCAAGCAUAAUGAGUUCGAUCGUGUGCACCAAUUGGGAUUCCUUAGCAACCCUAGAAGGUUUAACGUUGCCAUUACUCGUGCUAAAUCUCUGCUCAUCAUAGUAGGCAAUCCUCACAUCAUUACGAAGGAUUGUAAUUGGGACAAGAUUCUCAGGCACUGUGCAGAUAAUGGUUCAUAUCAAGGUUGUCCUCUCCCACCACCAGAGGCGAAUGACCAUAUCAAUGGUGCAUCAUCGGAACAUGAUUCCAAAUGCGAAGAUUCGCAGAAUGACCAUAUCAAUGAUGCAUCAUCUGAACAUGAUUCCAAAUACGAAGAUUCGCAACCUUACAACGACAACGAUGCCAAAUUGGCGGAGGAUGAAACAGCUCAACAAGAAGUUGGAUGGAGUGAUUUGCCUAGCUCGAACAACUACGGCUCCAACUGGAAUGACGACCUCCCAAAAACUAAUGUCGUUACGUGGGGUGAUUUUGUCAUAGAACCAACUGGGUGGGAUUAAUGAACCUUGGAAGCCGACGCCUGCAGUGAAAGAAGACUAAAGCUUUCCACGCUUUGAACUCAGUUCAGCAACCACUUCAUUCAUGCUGCUUUUCUUUGUGUAUAACUUUCAAGUUUAAUCCGGGGAAGAGGUUUCGAUAACUAAGAACAUUUGAAGGAGUUUGCUUGUCAUAAAGCAUAUGGUAACUAAGAACAUUCUUAUUUCAGUGCUAUUAAAGCAAUUCAAAAUAUCAAA